This is a messenger RNA of Paramecium octaurelia, 371 nucleotides long. The record is from the annotation of a GenBank genome assembly. Lineage: Eukaryota; Ciliophora; Oligohymenophorea; Peniculida; Parameciidae.
AUGAGAAUAUCAUCAAAGAUAAAAUUGAUAGUGAAGUAUGUAAUUAAUUAAAACUUAGGAAAUUUAUUUAUUAAAGUAAAAUUUAUGCUGAUCUCGAUGCAUCGCAACUUAAAUUGGAUGUUUAGAAUUCUGUCCAAUAUGUAAAAGAAAAUGCGAGGAAGAAAUUGAUGAUUGCAAUCAUAAGCAUUAAUGUAAAAAUGGCCAUUAAUUAAGAGGUAUUUAUUAAUUAUAAAUUAGGUAUGAGUGGAGUGUUAAUUGGAUGUCACCCUACUUUAUAUACUUGUGAAGAAAUACAAGAUGAUUUUUCAAAUAAAGAAUUAGAAACAUUAAGAAUUGGAAAGAAAUUAAAUAGAAUUACAAUACUUUUCUGA